Acanthopagrus latus (yellowfin seabream) is the source of this 3601-nucleotide messenger RNA. RefSeq names its product matrix metallopeptidase 2 (gene mmp2). The coding region runs from base 521 to 2497 and encodes 658 amino acids. The record is from RefSeq and is a predicted model, not a curated record. NCBI's taxonomy places the organism in Eukaryota, Metazoa, Chordata, Actinopteri, Spariformes, Sparidae. Gene Ontology annotation, molecular function: zinc ion binding; metalloendopeptidase activity. The transcript has 13 exons. Gene Ontology annotation, biological process: tissue remodeling; proteolysis; extracellular matrix organization. Gene Ontology annotation, cellular component: extracellular matrix.
UGAGUCUGUGAACAGUGAGUGUGGUUCAACAUCAUUGCAGAGAAGAGAGAAUAUUCCGGUUACAUCCAGUUACUGUAAGUGAAUUAACUGAACACCCACACAGUCUUCUUCAGGCAGGCAGAAUCUGCAUUUAGUUUUAAUUUCUGGACAUCAUAACCGUUUUAAUUCCCGUCCUUCCCCUGCCAGUCAUUCGAGGUUUUGCGUUAAAAAAAAAACCCUGACGAAUGAGUAAGCAGGGAGUUAUUCCUCGGGUUUAUAACUGUGGGCUCCCCCGCUCCUAUUUCCCAACCUGGAGACUGCGCAGAAAGCCGUCGGGGCUGGAAAAAGUGCAUGUGCAAGCAGAACUGAGAAAGUUCAUAGAGCCGAGGUGCAGGAUGUCCCGUUAAGGAGGAAAAGAAAAAAGAAAAAACCCGUGCAAGAGGAGCAGAGGCAACCCAAGCUGACGGGGUGGAAAGACUUGCAGCGCAGCGCAGAGCAGAGCGACGUUCACCACGGCUGAGAUCCAGUAAAACAGGAGAAAAUGGGCUCUCCGACGAUAUUUAGCUGUCGUCGGAUUGUUCUCAAAGUGUUUUUGUUGCAGUUCAUCGCCUUUCAAGCAACAUAUGCUGCCCCCUCGCCUAUAAUCAGGUUUCCUGGAGAUGAUACUACUCCCAAAACAGACAAAGAAGUUGCUCUGCACUAUCUGAAUAAGUUUUAUGGAUGCCCACAAGACAGAUGUAACCUCAUGGUGCUCAAGGACACCCUGAAGAAAAUGCAAAAGUUCUUCUCUCUGCAAGAAACCGGAGAGAUUGAUGCCAAAACUGUGGAAAUCAUGAAAAAGCCCCGCUGUGGCGUCCCAGAUGUGGCCAAUUACAACUUCUUCCACAGGAAACCCAUGUGGCAGAAGAAAGACAUCACUUACAGAAUCCUUGGAUACACGCCCGAUCUGGACGAGGAAGUCAUCAAUGAUGCUUUCUUCAGAGCCUUCAAAGUAUGGAGCGACGUCACUCCGCUGACCUUCACCCGCCUCAUGGACGGAGAGGCUGACAUCAUGAUUAAUUUUGGCCGCAAUGAGCACGGAGAUGGUUACCCCUUCGACGGGAAAGAUGGCCUCUUGGCUCAUGCCUUCGCUCCGGGGCCAGGGAUCGGAGGAGACUCCCACUUCGAUGAUGAUGAGCAGUGGACGCUGGGAGACGGCCAAGUGGUAAAGGUGAAGUUUGGCAACGCUGACGGAGAGUUCUGUAAAUUCCCCUUCUUGUUCAUGGGCACCGAGUACAACAGCUGUACAUCUCAGGGCCGUGACGACGGCUUCCUGUGGUGCUCAACCACGUACAACUUCGACGAGGACGGCAAAUAUGGCUUCUGCCCCCAUGAAUUGCUCUUCACCCUGGGCGGCAACGGGGAAGGCGCUCCCUGUAAAUUCCCCUUCAACUUCCAGGGAGAGAAGUACGACAGCUGCACCACUUCAGGGAGGGAUGAUGGGUACCGCUGGUGUGCCACCACUGAAGACUAUGACCGCGACAAGUCCUUCGGGUUCUGCCCUGAGACUGCCAUGUCAACGGUGGGAGGAAACGCAGAGGGAAGCCCCUGUGUCUUCCCCUUCACCUUUCUAGGAGACACUUACGAGUCCUGCACUACAUCGGGACGCAGCGAUGGCAAGAUGUGGUGCGCCGCCAGCAAGAGCUACGAUGACGACCGCAAAUGGGGUUUCUGUCCUGACCAAGGCUACAGUUUGUUCCUGGUGGCAGCCCAUGAGUUUGGUCAUGCCCUUGGCCUGGAGCACUCUCAGGACCCCGGAGCCUUGAUGGCCCCCAUUUACACUUACACCAAAGACUUCAGACUUUCCCAGGAUGACAUCAAAGGCAUCCAGGAGCUCUACGGUGUGUCGGGAGACAAGCCUUUAUCUCCAACCCAGGGCCCGGUCACUCCAAUGGACAUAUGUAAUGAGCCAGUUGUCUUUGAUGCUGUAGCGCAGAUCAGAGGCGAGACCUUCUUCUUCAAGGACAGGUUCCUGUUCAGGUCGGUCAACUUCAGAAGCAAGCCCAACGGCCCCAUGCUGGUGGCCACCUACUGGCCGGACCUGCCCUCCAAGAUAGACGCUGCCUAUGAGAACCCGGUGGAUGAGAAGACGGUGUUCUUCGCAGGUAAUGAGGUGUGGGUCUACAAAGCAGAUGAGUUGGAGAAAGGCUACCCCAAGAGGCUCUCCAGCCUCGAACUCCCCACUGACCUGCAGAAAAUCGACGCCGUCUUCAACUUCAGGAAGAACAGGAAGACUUACCUGUUUUCCGACGACAAAUUUUGGAGAUACGAUGAAGACAGUAAGAGAAUGGACCCUGGCUUCCCCAAACUUAUUGCUGAUUCUUGGAAUGGCAUCCCAGACGGCAUCGACGCCGCCUUCAGUCUGAACAACAUUGAUUACAGCUACUUCUUCAAAGGUGACCACUAUUUCAAACUGGAGGACAGCAGCUUGAAGAUCGUCAAGCUUGGUGAAAUCACAAAGGACUGGCUCGGCUGCUGAGCGAUUUUUUUCCCCCCCUCAAAAUGUCUCUUAAUUCCUCCAAUGACAUCCGGCCUCGUGAGGACAUUGCCGUAGUAUCGCACACAAAUCGCGGUCGCCGCAGUGCACACUGUUCUACGUUUUUAUCCUGGUAAACUCUGCGUGUUUCUGUGGGAGACGUGUUCCUUCCAGCCUGUAUAACCAGCCUGCAGCUUUGUGGAAAGGCACCUCGGGACCUUAUACACAGGCUGACAUAGGCGACUGGAUAUUUGCUAUAUUACUGUGUGACAAUGACGUUUCAUUUUUUAAAAUGCUGAUGCAGAUUUAUUACCAUUUGUACCCCCCCUUUUUUAUUGUUUUAUGCAUUUUUUUGUUUGUUUUUUUUUUUUUUAAAAAAGAAACUCAGACAUCAGGUAUGUCCACACUGCACUGAACGCAGUGCUAUACUGUGCUGUGAGAUGUUGCCGUUUUAUGCAAAAUUGAAUUUUUUUUAGACCAUAUGAGGAAUUCAUGUUGGCUUAGAAUCACUUCUAUGUCCAGUGUGCUUAGUGCAUUUUUUUUUUUUAUAAUAAUAAUAAAUGUAUCACUUUUGAUUUAAUUUUCUCAUUGUUGUGCACUACAUUUGAAAAAAUGAAUUUGCACAAUGUAUGUGACCGAAAAUGGUGCUUUAGUGAUUGCUUCUUUUUGCAUAUAGUCCUAUACAUAUAUAUAUACUUUUUAUAUUAUCCUCUGGAUGUCAGAAAGUAGUAUUCGCAGGCACACGUUAUUCUUCAUUUGGUUAGCACUUUGUAUAGGACUAUACAUGGGAACUGCUCAGCAUGGAGACCAAAAUCCUUUUUUCGCGGCGACUCCACGUUGCAUUUCCCUUCAUUAAUGGUACAGAAAGAUUAAAAAGGCACAGGUUGCCUCCAGAGGCUGUAUUGGUUCGCUGCAUGAUGGAAUCAUGGCAAGAGUACCGCAGUAGUAUUGUUUAAUAACCUUUUUUUUGUUUUGUUUUAUAGUCUUGUUUCUCUCGUUUUUUUUUUUUUUGUUUUUUUUUUAACAAUGCAGUCAUUGUGUUUUGUGUUGUUUUGUAAUUGCUUGUGCACUUUGUUACUGUCAUCAAUAAAGAUGUUCAAUAUAUUG